Messenger RNA from Euleptes europaea (tarantolino), 966 nucleotides. RefSeq names its product beta-1,3-galactosyltransferase 5-like. Bases 7 to 966 code for a protein of 319 amino acids. NCBI's taxonomy places the organism in Eukaryota, Metazoa, Chordata, Lepidosauria, Squamata, Sphaerodactylidae. Gene Ontology annotation, molecular function: N-acetyl-beta-D-glucosaminide beta-(1,3)-galactosyltransferase activity. The record is from RefSeq and is a predicted model, not a curated record. Gene Ontology annotation, cellular component: membrane. The transcript has a single exon.
UUUCAGAUGACUUCCAAGAGACUAAGAAAGAAUCUUGUCUUCACCUUGUUUUUGUUCUCUGCUGGAUUCUAUUUAUUUUACAAGCUGACUUCUAUCGGAAUUUGUAUAUUCUCUCCAACAGGCAAUGGAAAUAUUUUAUUUAAAAGGGCUAGUGGACAUUUUUUGCACCUGCCACAUAUAGAUUGCAAUAGGAACCCUCCAUUCCUGGUAAUUCUUGUAACAUCAUCACCUGAUAGCCAAUCAGACACUCGGAUGGCUAUCCGCGACACAUGGGGCAAAGAAAAAUUAAUUGCCAACAAACGCAUUAUGACAUUUUUUCUUCUGGGAAUUACUUUGAAACAUGACAAUCAGAUUGUUGUUGCUGCUGAAAGCCAAAAAUAUAAAGACAUCAUCCAAAAGGAUUUUAUAGAUACCUAUUAUAAUUUAACAUUAAAGACUAUGAUGGGCAUUGAGUGGGUCUACAGGUUCUGUCCACAAUCUAGCUUUGUCAUGAAAACUGACUCUGACAUGUUUAUCAAUCCCUACUAUCUGACUGAACUCCUUUUAAAGAAAAACAGGACCACCAGAUUUUUCACUGGCUUUUUAAAACUGAAUGAGCAUCCAAUACGACAAUUUUUUAGCAAGUGGUCUGUGAGUAACUGUGAAUUUCCAGGAAAUAAUUAUCCUCCUUUUUGUUCAGGGACUGGUUAUGUUUUCUCCACUGAUGUUGCUAAUCAGGUGUAUAAUGUUUCUGAAAAUAUCCCUUUCAUUAAACUGGAAGAUGUUUUCAUAGGUCUGUGCCUUGCUGAACUCAGUAUUAUACCAGAGGAACUCCAUUCAGAGCAAACAUUCUUUCCAGAAGGAGUGACGUUUUCUGCAUGUCAUUUUAAGAAAAUUGUGACAAGCCAUUUUGUCAAACCUCAUGACUUGCUAGUCCGCUGGAAUGCACUGGAGACAUCCAUGGAUAAAGUGUGUUCAGGUGAUUGA